Messenger RNA from Cyprinodon tularosa, 2563 nucleotides. RefSeq names its product gastrula zinc finger protein XlCGF57.1-like. Gene Ontology annotation, cellular component: nucleus. The transcript has 2 exons. Gene Ontology annotation, molecular function: DNA-binding transcription activator activity, RNA polymerase II-specific; RNA polymerase II cis-regulatory region sequence-specific DNA binding. The record is from RefSeq and is a predicted model, not a curated record. The coding region runs from base 115 to 2169 and encodes 684 amino acids. Lineage: Eukaryota; Metazoa; Chordata; Actinopteri; Cyprinodontiformes; Cyprinodontidae. Gene Ontology annotation, biological process: regulation of transcription by RNA polymerase II.
CAGCUGCUCUGUGGACAGGAGAGGAAUUCCAGUUUGGACCGAGAGGAGCCAGAAGCUCUGCAGAUAAAAGAAGAGCAGAAAGAACCAGAACAUCUAUGGACUAAAGAGGAAACCAUGGAGCUCCUCAUAAGUGAGCAUGAAGAGCAGCUUGUUGUGAAGCAGGAGACCGAAGACCAAAUGGAGGAACCUUUCCAGUGUUUGACAUUUGAGGAAAUCUUUCCAAAAAAAAAAAAUGUGAUGGAUCACAUGAGCACUCUCUCAGACUGCCUUCAGGAUUAUGUUGUAAAAGUGGAAGAUUUCUCUGACCAGCAGCUCUGUGAACAGAAAAGGAAUUCCAGUUUGGACCAAGAGCAACCAGAACCUCUGCAGAUAAAAGAAGAGCAGAAAGAACCAGAACAUCCCUGGAUAAAAGAGGAAACCAUGGAGCUCCCCAUUAGUGAGCAGGAAGAGCAGCUUGUUCUGAAGCAGAAGAUUGAAGAUACAGGAAAGAAAUCUUUCCCAUGUUUAACAUUUGGAGAGAACUUUCUGAAAAAUGAAAAUUUAAUGGAUCACUUGAGAACUCAAAGAGGUAAGAAGAUUUAUGAAUGCCUUACCUGUGGAAAAAUGUUCACAACGAAAUAUAAUCUUCAUACACACAUGAGAAUUCACAUUGGUGAGAAGCCUUUUAAAUGCCUGUACUGUGGAAAAUGCUUCAUUCGGAAAUCUGAUCUUUAUAGACACAUCCGAAUUCACUCAGGUGAGAAACUUGUUUCCUGUACCAUUUGUAACAAGAAGUUAAUUGACAAGAGUAAUUUGAUUUCUCACAUGAGAUUUCACACUGAUGAGAAGCCCUUUUCCUGUACCAUUUUUAACAAGAAAUUUAAUCAAAAGAGUAAAUUGACUUUUCACACGAGAAUUCAUACAGGUGAGAAGCCAUUUUCCUGCACAAUUUGUAACAAGAGCUAUCAUCAAAUUAGUAGUUUGACCAGACACAUCAGAACUCACACUGGUAAGAAACCAUUUCCCUGUACCAUUUGUAAAAAGAAUUUUACUCAAAAGAUUAACUUGACUUCUCACAUGAGAAUUCAUGCAGUUAAGACCUUUCAAUGUCUGUCCUGUGGAAAACACUUCACCACUAAGUCUGAUCUCAAUAAACACGUGAGAAUUCAUACAGGAGAGAAACCCUUUUCCUGUACCAUUUGUGACAAGAAAUUUACACUUAAAAGUAAUAUGACUAAACACAUGAGAAUUCACACAGGUGAGAAGCCUUUUUCCUGCACGAUUUGUAACAAGAGUUAUCAUCAAAUUAGUAGUUUGACCAGACACAUCAGAACUCACACUGGUAAGAAACCCUUUUCCUGUACCAUUUGUAACAAGAAUUUUACUCAAAAGAUUUACUUGAAUUCUCACAUGAGAAAUCAUGAGAAUCCCUUUCAAUGUCUGUCCUGUGGAAAACACUCCACCUCUAAGUCUGAUCUCAAUAAAAACAUGAGAAUUCAUACAGGAGAGAAACCCUUUUCCUGUACGAUUUGUGACAAGAAAUUUAUUCAAAAGAGUAAAUUGACUUUACACACAAGAAUUCAUACAGGUGAGAAGCCUUUUUCCUGUACCAUUUGUAACAAGAAUUUUACUCAAAAGAUUUACUUGAAUUCUCACAUGAGAAUUCAUGCAGUUAAGACCUUUCAAUGUCUGUCCUGUGGAAAACACUUCACCACUAAGUCUGAUCUCAAUAAACACAUGAGAAUUCAUACAGGAGAGAAACCCUUUUCCUGUACGAUUUGUGACAAGAAAUUUAUUCAAAAGAGUAAAUUGACUUUACACACAAGAAUUCAUACAGGUGAGAAGCCGUUUUCCUGCACGAUUUGUAACAAGAAUUAUCCUCAAGUUGGUAGUUUGAACAGACACAUCAAAACUCACACUGAGAAGCCUUUUCCUUGUACCAUUUGUAACAAGAAUUUUACUUAUAAGUAUAAUUUGACUUGUCACAUGAGAAUUCAUGCUGCUAAGAAUCCCUUUCAAUGCCUGUCCUGUGGAAAACACUCCACCUCUAAGACUAAUCUUGAUAAACACAUGAUAACUCACACAGGUGAGAAGGCCUUUUCCUGUACCAUUUGUGACAAGAAAUUUACACUUAAAAGUAGUUUCACUAAACACAUGAUAACUCACACAGGUAAGAAGCUGUUCUCCUGAAUAAUUUGUGACAAAGGUUUUAAAUGAGAAGGUAAUUUGAGUAUUCAGAUUACAUUUAUUCAUGCAUGAUGAAUAAGUGUCUAACUGCUGUGACUGCCCUAACAGUCACAGCAGUUAGACACCAGAGGAAUGAACAGUAGAAGCAUUUUCCAUGUUUGACUGAUGAUAAAAUGUCCAUCUAGAAACACCUUCACCUCAUUACAUGAGAAACUCACAGGUUAAUGGUCUUUUUCAAGAAAAGUUUUACGAAAGCCAUUAAUUAACAGCUCUGUUUACAUAGAAACUAGAACAGAUGAGGUUUUGUAUUGUAAACCUGGUUAAUAUUCAGGUCCUGGACGAAUAUGUGGAUGUGAACAUUUGAGUUAAUUAUUUUGGGGCUGAUAAAAAUUGGAUU